GUACACCACUGACACCCCCAGACCUGUGUCCAAGUAUACCACGUCCAAUGCCACCCCUCUGUCCAAGUAUACCACGUCCACCGCCACCCCUCUGUCCAAGUAUACCGCGUCCACCGCCACCCCUCUGUCCAAGUAUACCACGUCCACCGCCACCCCCCUCUGUUCAAGUAUACCACGUCCACCGCCACCCCUCUGUCCAAGUAUACCACGUCCACCACCACCCCUCUGUCCAAGUAUACCACGUCCACCGCCACCCAUCUGUCCAAGUAUACCACGUCCACCACCCCCCCCCCUGUCCAAGUAUACCACGUCCACCGCCCCCCUCUGUCCAAGUAUACCACGUCCACCGCCACCCCACUGUCCAAGUAUACCCGUCCACCGCCCCCCCUCUUUCCAAGUAUACCACGUCCACCGCCACCCUUCUGUCCAAGUAUACCACGUCCCACCGCCCCCCUCUUUCCAAAGUAUACCGCGUCCACCGCCACCCCUCUGUCCAAGUAUACCGCGUCCACUGCCACCCCUUUGUCCAAGUAUAGCGCGUCCACAGCCACCCCUCUGUCCAAGUAUACCACGUCCACCGCCACCCCUCUGUCCAAGUAUACCACGUCCAACGCCAAACCUCUGUCCAAGUAUACCACGUCCACCGCCACCCUCUGUCCAAGUAUACCAUGUCCACACCCCACUCCUCUGUCCAAGUAUACCACGUCCACCGCCACCCCUCUGUCCCAAGUAUACCACGUCCACCACCACCCCUCUGUCCAAGUGUACCACAUUCACCACCACCCCUCUGUCCAAGUAUACCACGUCCACCACCACCCCUCUGUCCAAGUAUACCACGUCCACCGCCACCCCUCUGUCCAAGUAUACCACGUCCACCACCACCCUCUGUCCAAGUGUACCACGUCCACGCCACCCCUCUGUCCAAGUAUACCACGACCACCGCCACCCCUCUGUCCAAGUAUACC
Staurois parvus is the source of this 965-nucleotide messenger RNA. The record is from the annotation of a GenBank genome assembly. NCBI's taxonomy places the organism in Eukaryota, Metazoa, Chordata, Amphibia, Anura, Ranidae.